This is a messenger RNA of Erigeron canadensis, 1070 nucleotides long. Its product is annotated as E3 ubiquitin-protein ligase At3g02290-like. Bases 209 to 859 code for a protein of 216 amino acids. The record is from RefSeq and is a predicted model, not a curated record. The transcript is spliced from 5 exons. NCBI's taxonomy places the organism in Eukaryota, Viridiplantae, Streptophyta, Magnoliopsida, Asterales, Asteraceae. Gene Ontology annotation, molecular function: ubiquitin-protein transferase activity.
CCUCUUCUGUUUUCUUCUUCUCUUGAUACUUCUCCCACUAACAACACAUAUAUAUACAUACAAAAUAAAUAUACAUAUCUCUCUCUGUUGUAGAAAUUUCCCAGAUUCUUUGGAAGCCCACUCAUUGCUGCCGCUGAUCCACUGUUUCAAGAUAGCUGCAUAACAAGGCUCAGAAUUUAGUUUUCGGUCAAGUGAUUGUUUUCCAAAGAUGAAUGCUAUUUGUUGCUGUCAAUGUGGUGAUGACUUUGAAGAAUUUCCAACUAAUGCUUUAUAUAGACACUGCCUCUGUUUAAGAUUCUUUUUCCACCAAUUAUUUACCGGGUAUGGUGCAUUGUUUCAGCGGAUUGAAGGACUGCCUGUAUCGUCACCUAUCCAAGGAACUGCUUCAUCUUCAAAUGUUGGUUUCUCGCUACCGACUUCUUUGAAUGAUGAAAACAUGGCAAGACCUUUACCUUAUGAUGCCGAUAUUAGAUUCACACGCUUGCAACGUGGCCUUGUGUCUAGACGUGAGAAAUCAAUGACUCAUUUUCAAGAGGAUUCACAAUCUGGUUUGGAGUUUUCAGAUUUUGCUAAGAGAAGGUCUGGUAUUGAUCCUACAGAUCAAGAUUCUAAUAGCGCUAAUUUAGAGUCCUUAGAGAACUCUUUGAAAGUAAAAGCCUCAGAAAGUUUACUAUACGAGCAAACUUCGGAUAGUGAAGAUGUUUGUCCAACAUGUCUUGAUGAGUAUACUUUGGAGAAUCCUAAAAUUGUGACCCAGUGCUCCCAUCAUUUUCACCUUGGCUGUAUAUAUGAAUGGAUGGAAAGAAGUGACACUUGUCCAAUGUGUGGCAAGGUAAUGGAGUUUUGUGAAACCCCUUAGUUGCUCCUGGAGUUUGGCUAUAGAGUAAAAGAAGUUACAUUUAAAUGAGGCCAUGAUGUCAAUAAUAAAAUGAAGUAUUAUAAAAUCAAGUUUACUUAAAUCUAACCAACAGAACCAGGCUUGUCUUAUUUUAUGGUACCUGUAUUUUCAAAGCUCAACGUGUUACUAUUAUUUGUAAUGAGUGGUCGAGUGUGCUCCACUUUCUUAUAAA